AUGGACACCAAUUCUUCAACCAGCAACUCUUCUCAAGAAAUCAGAUCUUUUCCAAAAAGUGAAUCGUCCAGUUUGUGGACCUCUGCCAAAGAUACGUUCAAUGCAAGCACCAAAGGAUAUGAAGCCAAAGUGAUCAACGUAGUGGGCUAUGUACUUCUUCAGAUUGUUCUUGAUCUCACUGUGUUCCAAAUGAUGCUUCGGUAUGCUGUGAGCGCUUGGCGAGGAGAAUUAGCGAGUCUCGACAUGGAUCAAGAAAUUGAGCCAACUCCAGAAAGAGUACAAGUUCUAGGAAUUAUUUUUUUCACUACUGUUGUCGGAUCAGUCAUAUCCGUAUAUAAAAACGCAAUUGGACCCAUCAUGCUGAUUUUGACUCAAAUUGUAAUGGCUGCCGGAGCAUUCUACUAUAUUUCAAUGCCGCUCAUACUUGAAGCAUUUCAAGAAUUCUGGAUAGAAAAGGAAAACAACAUUUGUUUAAUUCAUUUGUCUUAUCACAUCUUCAUCAUCUUGUGCUACUGCUCUAUCUACUUUUUCCCAACCUUCAUUAAUUUGUGGUUCAUGUACUGCACUUUCAUGGUCAUGUUGGUUCUUCUUGGAUUCAAGGUUUUCGGAGACAAAAAAACAAAUGUUGUCAACUCAGCUUCAUCCGACCUAGCAUCAAUGAUUUCUCUAUCAGAAGGAAGUACCCCACCAGAAACAGGUUAUUACGGAGACAAUAGCUCUUUUUCAGAAUAA
Messenger RNA from Caenorhabditis remanei, 732 nucleotides. RefSeq lists its product as uncharacterized. NCBI's taxonomy places the organism in Eukaryota, Metazoa, Nematoda, Chromadorea, Rhabditida, Rhabditidae. The record is from RefSeq and is a predicted model, not a curated record. Bases 1 to 732 code for a protein of 243 amino acids. The transcript has 4 exons.